This is a messenger RNA of Zingiber officinale, 3044 nucleotides long. Its product is annotated as digalactosyldiacylglycerol synthase 1, chloroplastic-like. Gene Ontology annotation, molecular function: digalactosyldiacylglycerol synthase activity. Gene Ontology annotation, cellular component: chloroplast outer membrane. Gene Ontology annotation, biological process: galactolipid biosynthetic process. The record is from RefSeq and is a predicted model, not a curated record. Lineage: Eukaryota; Viridiplantae; Streptophyta; Magnoliopsida; Zingiberales; Zingiberaceae. The coding region runs from base 16 to 2613 and encodes 865 amino acids. The transcript has 7 exons.
GGCACGCGGCAGAGAAUGCGUGCGGCUUUGCUUUCCCUUCCAUCAACGAGUGUGGCAAGCAGGGCAACCGACCUGGGCCUCAACGCCCAUGGUCGCUUUAACAGUGGAGAAUAUUAUCUUACACUCCGGAAUAUACUCAGCCGCGUACCCACAGGGAGGAAGCAUCUGACCAAUCCCGACCCACCAUGUCAUCCAACUCGAGAUAAAUGCGGCUCUUUCUCUCUUUCUGGUACAAAUACCACCCCGUUUGCUCUGGUCGACAAACCCUCGGUGCCUUCUUCGCGCACCAUGCUGGGCCGCGGAGCGGAGAGCGCACCGUCGCCGGGCGCCGGGACGGCCGAGAAGGCUCUCUCCUUCAUCUCCCGGGGGUGGCGGGAGGUGCGCGACAACGCCGACGCAGAUCUCCGGCUCAUGCGCGCCCGCGCCAGCUCCUUCAAGAGUCUCGCCGAUCGCGAGCUUGAGAACUUCUUCAGUUUUCCGUCCGCGGGGCUCGCCUUCUCGUCCCCCUCGGAGCUGGAGAUCGUCAAGCGCAUCAAGCCCAAGCUGUCCGAGCUCCAGCAGGCCUACUCCGCCCGGGAUUUAAGCCGCAGGGUGCUCGAGAAGUGGGCCCCCAAGUCAACUAUUCGGAUCGAUAUGUCCUCCAUACGGAGUGUUAUCGUCUCCGAGGUGGAUGAGAUGGGGGAGAUCUUCGGUCUCGGCGGGGACGGAGCUCGGAGUCAGAAGAGGGUCCUGUGGAAAGGGGAGGCGCAGGAGGAGCAAGUGAAGGAGUGGGAUCCCAUUCGAAUCCUCAAGAUGUGCCUGAAGGGGUUAGAGCGGAAGAGCCAGUCAACGAGCAACGAGUUGGUCGAGAAAGUGAAAUUGAGCCUGGGAUCAUUUGUCAAAGAGCCUCAAGAAUCAAAAGAAAUUCUACCAUUGGACUUGCCUGAACUGUUGGCAUAUCUUGUUAAGCAGUCUGGGCCACUGUUUGAUCACCUUGGAAUACAGAGAGAUACAUGUAAUAAAAUUAUAGAAGCCUUGUGCAGGAGACACAAAGAUCACCUUGUUUCUCAUUCUCUUUCUGCAAAGGAGGCAUCCUUGAUAGAUGAGAACAUUGAUUAUCUUGAUCUGAGAAUCGCCAGUGUGCUCGAAAGUACAGGUCAUCAUUAUGAGGGAGGCUUUUGGACUAAUCUUUUAGAGCACAAGACAACAGACAAGAAGCGGCAUGUUGCAAUUGUAACAACUGCCAGUCUCCCAUGGAUGACUGGAACUGCUGUAAAUCCAUUAUUUCGAGCUGCAUAUAUGGCUAAAUCUGCAAAACAAGAUGUUACUUUGGUGGUCCCCUGGCUUUGCAAAUCAGAUCAGGAUCUAGUUUAUCCCAACAGUUUAAGAUUCAUUUCUCCUGAAGAGCAGGAAGCCUACAUAAGGAACUGGCUGGAGGAUCGGAUUGGCUUCAAGACAGAUUUUAAGAUCUCUUUCUAUCCAGGAAAGUUCUCAAGGGAAAGACGAAGCAUAAUACCUGCUGGGGAUACCACACAGUUUAUUCCUUCCAAGGAGGCUGAUAUUGCAAUACUGGAAGAGCCAGAGCACCUAAAUUGGUAUCAUCAUGGAAAGCGAUGGACAGAUAAGUUUAAUUAUGUUGUUGGUGUAGUUCAUACAAACUACUUGGAGUACAUUAAAAGACAGAAGAAUGGAGCUAUCCAAGCAUUCUUUGUCAAGCACAUCAACAAUUGGGUUACAAGAGCAUACUGUGACAAGGUUUUGCGGCUUUCUGCAGCUACUCAGGAGUUACCCAAGUCUAUCAUAUGCAAUGUUCAUGGUGUUAAUCCCAAAUUUCUUAAAGUUGGAGAAAAAAUAGCUGCUGAAAAGGAGCAGGGGAAUCAGGCUUUUUCAAAAGGAGCCUAUUUUCUUGGAAAAAUGGUUUGGGCAAAAGGUUACAGGGAAUUGAUAGAUUUGUUUGCGAAGCACAAAAAUGACUUGGAAGGGUUCAAGUUGGAUAUAUAUGGAAGUGGUGAGGAUUCACAGGAAGUCCAAUAUGCUGCAAGGAAAUUGGACUUGAACCUUAACUUUUUCAAAGGAAGGGAUCAUGCUGAUGAUUCAUUACAUGGGUACAAAGUUUUUGUAAAUCCUAGUGUCAGUGAUGUCCUGUGCACAGCAACUGCAGAGGCUCUUGCAAUGGGAAAAUUUGUGAUAUGUGCGGAUCACCCAUCAAAUGAAUUCUUCAGGGCAUUUCCCAACUGCUUGACUUACAAGACUUCGGAGGAUUUUGUGGCGAGAGUGAAAGAGGCCAUGAACAAUGAGCCUCAGCCUCUAACUUCUGAGCAAAGAUAUAACUUAUCAUGGGAAGCUGCAACACAGCGAUUUAUGCAAUAUUCAGAACUUGAUAAAGUUUUGAACAAUGAAGAGACUAUAAGCUGCAAAGCUAGUGGCCCGAAGGUCAACAAGUCGAUUUCCAUGCCAAUUCUCUCAGAGGCUGUGGAUGGAGGAUUAGCAUUUGCUCAUUACUGUUUCACUGGAAAUGAGAUCCUGAGGUUGUCUACUGGUGCUAUACCUGGAACACGGGACUACAGUAAGCAGCAUUGUAUGGACUUGCACCAGCUGCCACCCCAGGUGCAAAACCCUGUAUAUGGUUGGUAAUGUAAAGGUUAACAUGAUCAUAUUACUAUUACUUGGAUGGUUUCCCAGGUUUCAUGUACCUUGACUCUUGAUUUACCUGGCUAGUUGCUACUGGCAUAAAGAAAUAUAUAUCUAGAGUCAAUUGGUCUGCACAGUGCGAUCUGAGAUGUUGCGUGUAACAAUGAACAGCUGCUGAUACUAGCUACCACAGUUUGGACAAGAUUAGGAUGAUAUAUGCAGCUCGUGGUCCUCAAAACUUGAUCAGUUAGUCCAUUAUAGUAGUUGAUAUGUAAAUAGAACUUGGUUUAACUUUAUUAUUUUUUGGAUAUUUAUCAUAGCAAAGAGGUGCAUCACGCUGAGUCCACAGGACUUGUAAGACAUCUACAUCGAGCUAAAAGGUGUAUUAUUAUUAUUAUUAUUUAUUAUUUAUUCUUAUUCUUGUAUUUUAUGAA